AUGAUAAAGGCAGCCAUCAACCGAAUCAGAAAUCGUUUUCUGAAGCCAGUCACAAACUCUGGCUCAGAUAAGUACAACAUUGUUACCGAGGGCAAAGGACACAUUUUGUUUCCAGAGAAAGAGACCGUAUUCUACAAUCCCAUUCAACAGUUCAAUAGGGAUCUCAGUGUAACGUGCAUCAAGGCCUGGGAUAAUCUUUACGGACAGACUAAGCAGGACAAGAACAGAACGAGAAAACAUGGCAAGAAGCGAGGUGCUGAUGACUCCCACGAGGUGCUUAAAAAGCGUAAACUUCAAGAUGGCAGCAGUGAAACUGCUAGAAAGCCUGACAAACCUUACAUCAAAAUUCUAGAAGCUCUUUCCGCUACUGGUCUUCGUGCCAUCAGGUAUGCCCAGGAAAUCCCGAACGCAAGAGAAAUUGUUGCCAAUGAUCUGCUUCCCGCAGCAGUUGAAUCCAUCCAAAGAAACGUGGACUACAACGGGGUAGGUCACAUUGUGAAGCCUAAUAUAGACGAUGCCAACGUCUUGAUGUAUCGCAACAAAGCUUCGCACAAGAAAUAUCACGUCAUCGACCUCGAUCCAUACGGGACUGUGACCCCGUUCGUUGAUGCUGCGUUGCAGAAUGUGGAAGACGACGGAUUGAUGCUAGUAACAUGUACCGAUCUGUCGGUUCUUGCCGGUAAUGGCUACCCAGAAAAGUGCUUUGCGCUUUAUGGGGGUGUCAACAUGGCAGGGCACGAUGCUACACAUGAGAGUGCACUGAGGUUGGUUCUCCAUUUGCUGGGUCAGAGUGCCGCAAAAUAUCGGAAGAGUAUCGAGCCAGUAUUGUCGCUGAGUAUCGAUUUCUACGUACGUGUCUUUGUGAAGGUCAAGACCAACCCGCUUAAGGUUAAAAACUUGCAAAAUAAUUCCAUGAUAACCUAUAUGUGCAGCGGAUGUGGAGCUUAUCACAACCAGAAGCUGGGCCGUCAGAGUGAGCGUGAAACCAAAAAAGGCAAGAAGUUUCUGAAAUAUUCGUUGGCCCAGGGUCCUCCUGUGGACCGGAGAUGUCCCUACUGUGGAGGUGCGCACCACUUGGCAGGUCCCAUGUACGCAGGGCCUCUGCACAACAAAGAAUUCAUCAAUGAAGUUUUAAGAAUCAACAGAGAAGAGCACACCGAUGAGGUCUACAAGACCCGCAAGAGAAUCGAGGGUAUGUUGACUCUGGCGAAGAACGAGUUGGAAGCACCAUUCUAUUUCACACCCAAUCGCGUGUCAUCUGUUCUAAAAUUCCAGGUGCCAAGUUUGAAGACUGUGGUUGCGGGGCUGGGCUCUUUAGGCUUUGAAUGUUCUUUGACUCACGCACAGCCAUCUUCUUUGAAAACCAAUGCUCCUUGGGAAGCGAUAUGGUAUGUGAUGAGACGCUACUGUGAGGAUAACAAGCUGUGCAAUUUGGAGAAGAUGAAUCCUAAUUCGUUUGGCUACAAAAUCCUGACCAACGACGCAGUUGUUAACCGCAGCGAAUACGACGGUAAAUUGAGCUUCGACGAAAACGAACAUAGUGGUAACGUAGAGAAGUUGCGGAAGCUAAAAAUUGUUCGCUAUCAAGAGAAUCCCUCUCGAAACUGGGGACCAAAAGCACGGCCUACUUAA
Lachancea dasiensis is the source of this 1632-nucleotide messenger RNA. NCBI's taxonomy places the organism in Eukaryota, Fungi, Ascomycota, Saccharomycetes, Saccharomycetales, Saccharomycetaceae. The record is from the annotation of a GenBank genome assembly.